UCAUGGGUUGACCUUUAUUUUGAAGGGUUGGAGCGGAAGUGGCUAAGCUAGGAGGCUAACCUGUCCGCAGGCAGCGACUCUCAGCUUCAGACGAUAAUGAAGCAGGAGCUCUGAGUGAUGCUGUUCCACCUCAGAAGGAGGUUUCACCUCCUUGGAGCUGGAACCGGAGUCCAGCAGGCCUGGACCAGCUCCAGCUGCCUCUUCAUGGACCCUCCCAGCUGCCGUAGUCCUGGGCUCGUCCUCCAGUCUCAGUCCACCGACGUGUACCAGAACCUGGCCCUGGAGGAUUGGAUCGACGGCCAUGUUGACCUGCAGCGGCGCAGCAUCCUCCUGCUGUGGAGGAACCGGCCCGCCGUCGUCAUCGGACGCCACCAGAACCCGUGGGCAGAGUGCGACCUGCCGGCCAUGAGGAGGAGGAACGUCGCUCUGGCCCGGAGGCGCAGCGGCGGCGGGACGGUCUACCACGACCUGGGGAACCUUAACCUGACCUUCUUCACUUCCAAGAAAGCGUACGACCGUCGGAGGAACCUGAAGGUGAUCAGCGAGGCUCUGAGGAGGGUCCGCCCGGAGCUGGACGUCCAGGCCACGGACAGAUUGGAUUUAUUGCUGAACGGACGCUACAAGAUCUCAGGGACUGCAUCCAGAGUCAGCAGGAAGUCCUCCUACCACCACUGUACGCUGCUGCACUCUGCCGAUCGCUCCGCCCUCUCCUCGUUGCUCCGCCCCUCCUGUCCGGGGAUACACAGCAACGCCACCCCCAGCGUCCCCUCACCUGUUGCCAACCUGACUGAGCAUGCGCCCUCCUUAAAGUGGGAGGAGCUACUAGAGGCUGUGGUGCAGCAAUAUAACUCAGAGUUUGGCCUCAUAUCUCCAUCCAGGCUCGUCCACCCAGCCGAUGAGUCCCUGUUUCCCGGUGUUGGCAAAAUGGAAGCAGAGUUACGCAGCUGGGAGUGGACGUUCGGGAAAACCCCGAAAUUCCGGGUGGAGACACAGCUGGAACUGAGGGACGGCCAGGCGGCCGCUGGCUGCUCUGCUGAGCUACACAUGGACGUGAAACAUGGGUUGGUGGAGAGCUGCAGGCUGGACGUCCCGGGGGACUGGCUUCCUGUGAGGCUCAGCAGAUCGACGGGCGAGGUUCUGCUGGGAGAACGCUUCUGUCCUCACAGGGCGGCUGCGGCGCUCGCCGCGCUCCUGCGGUCUGAGAGCGGACAGCUGCAGGGACGGCUGAGGAACCUCUGUGAGGCCCUGCUUGCUGUGAUGGGUUAAAGCAGGGGGAAUGCUGCCCCCUACAGGAAGCCAUGAGGAUUACAGAAGACUGAAUCCAAAGAGGCUCUGCUUAAUCUGGACUUUAAAGUCUGUUUGUUGUUUUUUAAAGGAAUUAAAAUGAACAGCAAUAAAGAUUAAAGGGUAUUUAUAUUUUCCGUUA
This is a messenger RNA of Cyprinodon tularosa, 1426 nucleotides long. It is a transcript of the gene lipt1, whose product is annotated as lipoyltransferase 1. Gene Ontology annotation, molecular function: lipoyltransferase activity. Gene Ontology annotation, biological process: protein lipoylation. The transcript has 4 exons. The coding region runs from base 118 to 1266 and encodes 382 amino acids. Gene Ontology annotation, cellular component: mitochondrion; cytoplasm. The record is from RefSeq and is a predicted model, not a curated record. NCBI's taxonomy places the organism in Eukaryota, Metazoa, Chordata, Actinopteri, Cyprinodontiformes, Cyprinodontidae.